Molecule: messenger RNA, 2130 nt
Organism: Arachis stenosperma
Lineage: Eukaryota; Viridiplantae; Streptophyta; Magnoliopsida; Fabales; Fabaceae
Exons: 4
Coding region: 1-2130 (709 amino acids)
Source: RefSeq, a predicted model, not a curated record
AUGUGCUGUAAUGGGGGAAAAGUCUCUCUUCCCCGAGUAAAUGCUCCUCAAGAAUUACUUGAAAUCUUCUUGGACCCCUCUGCAGAAGGAAACCAUUUUAGGAAACAUAUUCGUGGAUACAAUCAUGUAUUUUCCUUCACUUCGUGUGGUGUGCACAUAGACGAACAACUGGCUAUAACAGGUCGUGGUAUAUAUACAUUUCGUGCUCAAGGCUCAAUAUAUCACAGUAUAGGGGGAUUUCAUCCGGAUCAGGGUACGCGACCACGGUUUUUGCAACUGUACAUAUAUGAUACUGAUCACGAGUUGCAGAAUAGGAUGCUGGAGAACACACAACUACAUGAAACAUUAGUUUUCAAGUUACAACAAUUGCUACACCGGUAUAAUCCUUUUCUCCAUGUGUUUCGCCAGCUUGCACAACGGUCAGAUGUAGCAGCUAUAAUUAUUGGUGAUGACGUUGAAACAAUGAUUCGUAGACGAGAUAUUAAGGUGCAAACUCAUGCUGGUAGCCUACGAAGGAUUCAGGAAUUCGUUGGCUAUUACGAUCCACUACAAUAUCCUCUUCUUUUUCCAUUUGGAACUCAUGGAUGGGAUAUUAAUACCCGAAGUCAAAGUGGCGGCAAAGUAUCAUGCCGAACAUAUAAUAGUUAUAUGCUCCAGAUCCGCCCCAAUGAUCAUUCCACCGUAUUGCAAGCAGGGCGACUACUACAACAAUAUGUUGUUGAUAACUAUGUGAAAAUUGAAACUGGAAAGUUAAGAUGGGUUCGAAAUAGACAGAAGAAAUUACGGGCUGAAUUAUACCAAGGUUUACAAGAUGCUUUGCACACAGGAGAAACCAAUGCAGAAAAUGUUGGAAGAAAAAGAACAAUAUUACCAUCGUCGUUCAUUGGUAGCCGUCGCGACAUGACCCAACGAUAUGAAGAUGGAAUGGCGAUUGUUCUUAAAGAGGGCAAGCCAGAUAUUUUUCUCACAAUGACAUGCAACCCAUCUUGGACUGAAAUAACUUCAGAACUCAACCCAGUUCAAACUUCACAAGAUCGUCCAGAUCUAACAACAAGAAUUUUUCGAGCCAAAUUUGAACAGCUGAAAGAGGAUGUCAUUACUAAGGGUGUCUUGGGAAAGGUGAAGAGCUAUAUUUAUGUCACUGAGUUUCAAAAAAGAGGGUUGCCACAUGUACAUAUGUUGCUAGUCUUAGAAAACAAUGACAAGUUAAUUGACCCGGAGCAUUAUGAUAGUUUGGUAUGUGCAGAGAUACCAUCUAAAGAAGUAGAACCACACCUACAUGAUGCAGUGCUAAAACAUAUGAUUCAUGGUCCUUGCAGUACACUUGAUCAAUCUUCACCCUGCAUGAAAAAUGGCCAAUGUAAACGCAACUAUCCAAAGGAGUUCGCAACAGAAACACGAAGAGGUGACGACUCAUAUUCGCAAUAUAGGCGACGAUUCGACACUCCAGUACAGAUUAACCAAAAUGUCACGGUUGACAAUAGAUGGGUAGUUCCGUACAACCCUUGGCUACUACUAAAGUAUGAUUGCCAUAUUAAUGUUGAGAUAUGUAGUAGCAUCAAGAAUAUAAAGUAUCUCUACAAAUAUUGCUACAAGGGUCCAGACCGGGUGGCAAUGGAAGUUCACAACGGUUCUAAUGUUGAUGAGGUCCAACAGUUUGUUGAUGCAAGAUGGAUUGCUGCUCUAGAGGCAUGUUGGAGAAUAUUUAAAUUUAACCUUUACCGAAUGUAUCCAUCAGUGGAAAGGUUACAAAUUCAUUUGCCAAAUCAACAUCAAGUGAGCUUCUAUGAUCACCAAACCAUUCCUGAAAUACUUAAUGAUGAUUAUUUCUCUAGAACAAUGCUCACUGAGUUCUUUGCCCUAAAUCGUGAGGAGGACCAACAAUCUAGGCAUCUUUUGUACAGGGAAAUUCCAGAGUAUUACACUUGGCACAACAAGGAAAAGGAAUGGCGUCGGCGCAAGACACAGAGGAGAUCCAUCGGUCGAAUUUAUAUUGUAUCACCUUCAGAAGGAGAAAAAUUCUAUUUGUGUAUUCUGUUAUCUAAUGUCAGAGGACCAAUCAGUUGGGAUGACUUGCUAACAGUGAAUGGGGUCCAAUAUUCGUCCUUCAAGCAGUCUGCUCAACACUGA